This is a messenger RNA of Gossypium raimondii (Peruvian cotton), 2915 nucleotides long. RefSeq lists its product as uncharacterized. The coding region runs from base 256 to 2130 and encodes 624 amino acids. The record is from RefSeq and is a predicted model, not a curated record. Lineage: Eukaryota; Viridiplantae; Streptophyta; Magnoliopsida; Malvales; Malvaceae. The transcript has 4 exons.
UUUGUCCAUUGACAGUUAAGGCUCUUGUUCAUGGCGGUAAAACCAACUUUGAAUCGAAACAUGCAAGAACACAAAUUACAGGUUCUAAAUCCCUGGAAAAAGAAACCCGAAAUUAUAAUCAUCAGAUUCCAUUUCUUUUUGGAAUCUUGAUUGUUUCAAAGCUUUUAAAAACAACCCAUCGUCUUCAAUGAUACAACAAACAAUAGCCAAUGCUUCAAGUUGUCACCUUCUUUUUUCUAUUAGAUUUAAAGAAUCAUGGAAAACCUGCAAUCUGGGGUUAUUUUGAAUCUUCUUUCAGACAUGGGUGUUCAAGAAAAAACAGUUAUCGAUGACAAUGAUGCUGAUUGUAAGGAACCUGCUGCAUUGUUACAGAUUGUAAGCAUAAUCCCAGUGUUGUCAGAAAGUGAUGAUCUUUGGCCUAAACAAGGCUUCUUCAUUAAAGUUUCGGAUUCAACCCACGAACUGUUUGUUUCUUUGCCUCAAGAACAAGAUGAAAUGAUUCUAAACAACGAGUUGCAGAUUGGGCAGUUCAUAUAUGUGGAGAAAUUAGAGUCUGCCUAUCCAGUUCCAUUACUGAAAGGGUUAAAGUUAAUACCAGGGAGACAACCAUUUGAUAGGGAUCCCAAACAUCUUGUUGGCAAUAACAUAAUGGAAGCGUUUUCUCAAACAUCAUCGCCAUUGUUGAUCCAACGAAGAACUGAAAGGGCUCGAUCUAUAAGUCCUUGUACGGCACCCUUAAGGGACCGAAGGGCUAGUACAGGGCGUCAAAACUGUAGGACCAGGACCAAUGGCCUUAAUAUUCAAGGUUUUGACAUGGGUUAUUCAAGGAAGAAACAGGAUUUAAACGGUUCAGGAUGCAGUAGAAGAAGCUGGUGCGAGACAGCAAAAGGCUCCACAGUUGUGAAGCAUGAGAUUAUCCAUGUUAGCCAUACUCCUAAUUCUCAUGAUUCACCAUUUAGGUCUGCUGGAUUUCUCAGCUUCCAUGAUGAUAAUUCAAAUACCAGAUUAAGAACAAAAGAUGUUGGUCAAUUUUCAAAACCAGUCAAAAAUACAAGCAAAAGUUGGAACUCUUCAUCAGCAAGAACUAGUAAGGAGCCUUUGACUGACUCAAGGAAAAGAGCUUCAUCCAAAAACAAAACAUGGGCAGAAACUGAGAUGUUAUGGGAUACCCUUCCUUCUUCCUUGGUCAAACAUGGGAAGGAAGUACUAAGGCACAGAGAUGUCUCUUUGCUUGCUGCUGUUGAUGCUUUGCAAGAAGCUGCUGCCAUUGAGAGAUUGCUCAAGUGCCUAAGCAUCAAAUUAAUAUAUUUUGAGAGAUAUAUGAUGUUUAUCUAUUGUAUGCACCUUCAUUACUUUGUCUGCCAUGGCAAGAACUUCACUAAUUCCUUUCAUUUUUCUUUCAGCAAAUUUUCAGAGCUUCGGUUGGCAAAAGAAGAUGAUCAACAGCCUUCAAUUAACAAGUUCUUCAAGCUGCAAGAUUACUUGACUCAGUGUAGAGGAAUUGUUCAGUCAUUAACACAUACUAGUUCUCAGAGAAUGGCUGAUAGUGAUUUGAAUAGUCCUGGCUACACCAGGGAAGCAUUAAAACUAGCUGUUGAUCGAUGGAGAAAUGCAACCUCAUGGAUUAAAGCUGCCGUGGCAUCUGAUCUUAUCCCACUUUCUCCAGAGGGAAAGAACGAAGCAAAAGCCACGAAAAAACCAAGUCAGAUUACCAUGCUGAGAGGCAGUUAUUCGACCACGAAGCAAAGGAACAAUGGUGAAUUUCACUCUGGUUUUGCAGCUGAGAAGAAAAAUAUACCAGAAUGGGAGAAGGGAAGUACCUUGAAUAUAGCUAGAAAUCUUGCAGACUCAUUGCAAGAUGAAUGUAAAACAUGGUUUUUAGGUUAUAUCGAGAAUUAUCUAGAUGGUUUCGAUAACGAACGCCUUUCAAAGGUACCUCAUGGCCAGGUAGCUGAAUCUAUGUGUCGGAUCAAGAGAUUGAACGACUUUUUAGAUAUGAUGGAGGCAAGUAACGGCAAAUCAACACCAGAAAGUCCCGAAUUCGUAGCAUAUGGAAGGGUGAGGAACAAAAUAUAUGAGAUCCUUUUGAAGCAUGUUGAAAGAACAGCAAUGGUUUUGUCAUUUUAUUAACAGCAAUUGAGGCUUGAAUGAAUGAAUCACUUUUCCCCUUUCAGAGCAACAACUAAGUCUUUAAAUGCCCGUAUCUAACACAUUUUUAGAAAAUUAAAGAAAAGAUAAUUAAACAUACCCAUAUCAGACUCACACUUCUAUGUAACAUACCUUUCGACAAUCUUUGGACUGCAUAUUAACAAGUGACUUUUUAUUGUUUGAUUGAAUCUCACUUUGUUACUUAUUGCAUACAUGGAUCUUGAAAUCAGAGCUAUAAUUGAAUAAAUUCGAGCCAAAUUGCUUGGGGUUCAAACUGAAGGGUUUAGGGUUUCCAUAUUUCAAUACAGAGAAUCUUACUGUAUUUUUAUUAUUUUAACUUGACAAAGCAAGGGUUCCCCAAAUUAUGAAAUAAUUUUCAUUGCAUAUCGUGUUUCAUGUGAUUGAUUGUUGAAUAUAAAUCUAAACAUGUAUAAUAAUUGCAUGAAAUAACUAAAAUAAGAGUAAAAAGAUAAUACUAAUGCACAAAUAUGUCAGAAUCAUAUAUACCAUGAAUUAUUAACGUAGCAAAAUUUAUAUGAUUAUAUAAAACCUUAUCUAUGACUGCGGCACAUAAAAAUACAUAAACACGACACAAAUACACCUAUUGCCAAAUCUGUUUGUAUGGCAUGAAAGUAUUGAACAAAGGGUGGACAGCACAAAGUAUAGACUUCAUGUUGUAUGGUUAUGGUAUCAACCUAAAUCACCUGAACCCGGAAGGAGUCGCUUGUGGACCACCUGCAGCUCCUCUCCUCAUUGCUUUUGAUUGA